Messenger RNA from Rotaria sp. Silwood2, 943 nucleotides. The record is from the annotation of a GenBank genome assembly. NCBI's taxonomy places the organism in Eukaryota, Metazoa, Rotifera, Eurotatoria, Philodinida, Philodinidae.
UGAUGCGAGUCCUUUCAAAUUGUAUCAUUUCAAGAACUUCUCCAUUUAGAAUUGCUAUUCUAGAAGUUUAUAGAAUUCACUGAACAUUGCUAUACUGCAAAAACUUAUUUGUAUUGUCAGAUAUAUCUUGAAUACAUAAAUUCAUUUCUUCUAAUGAUAAUAUAUACGAUAUUUCCUAUAAAAAGUAGCAAAUAUAAUUUCAUUCUUCGCUUUAUCGAUUCAACCAUUUGACUAGCCUACUAUGCACACUAAUUUAAUCGUCCAGUGAGGUUGCAGAGCGUGAGUGUUUCUUAUGGAUGUAUGUAAUGAAAGGAAUAAAAUUUCAAACCAUUAUCUGCACCCAUACCCGCACCCUUGUAUCAUGGAAAAUUUAUUUCUUUAGGAUUCUAUCGGCAUUUUACAUGUGAAUGAAUUGUUCUGCGAAAUUUUAAAUUUUUGAUUUGGGAUUCAUUUUAGGUUCAACAAGAGCAACAACAAGAGCAAAAACAACAACAACAAAAACAACAACUACAACAACUACAACAACUACAAGUAAGUAAUAGGUUAAAGAGUCAAAUACAACGCAUGUUCCUAACAAGAACAACUUUUCAAACAGCCACAGAGUUUUCUUUUUUCUAAAACAUCUAUAUAUAAACAUAAGGCUUUUCUUAUAUUUUUGAGUAGGGAAAUGUCUACUGAAUCGAAUCAUGUAAAAAUCAUUCAAUUAUCUUCAAAAAUAGCUGAGCAAUUAGAGAUAGUUUGUGAGUAAUUGAAUUUGUCCCAAUUAAAAGCACUGUGCCUAAUAACAACAACAAGGCAAAAAAAUGUUCCUAAUUCGAACAUUCGAUGAAAAAUACAUGCAAGAAAAGAAAAUUUUAGUAAAUGAGAUUUUUUUUGUCUCGAGGGUGUGGGUGUGUGUGUGUGUGUGUGUGGGUGUUCAUUUAGUCAAUACCUACACCGACAC